AUGUCUCCCCCAGAUCAAGACACCGAAGCUGUUCAUAGCGAAAGUAGACCUCUAUCUCGGCCCCGUCGAUAUCUCCGCCGCGCUGGAGAAAAAGAGAGCGAACGCGCCGACGGAAAGCGCGAGCUGAAGGAAGCAGAUUGCUAUGAAAUCCUGGGAUACUGCUGGCCACGAUGGAAGAAAUGGACUUAUCUGGCUGCGGUCGCGUUCGUUCAGGUUUCUAUGAACUUCAAUACCUCGGUUUAUCCUGCUGCUGUCAAAAAUCUGUCUGAGGCCUUUAACAUUAGCGAGCAACAUGCUCGGACUGGUCAAAUGGCUUACCUGGUUACUUAUUCUAUUGGUUGUGAGCUGUGGGCUCCUUGGUCCGAGGAAUUCGGUCGCUGGCCCAUCCUCCAGCUUUCUAUGUUCUUGAUCAACAUUUGGCAGCUCCCCGCAGCCCUUGCUCCUAACUGGGGCAGUCUUGUCGUCGCUCGUGCAUUGGGUGGUCUCUCUACUGCUGGUGGUAGUGUCACUCUCGGUCUUAUUGCCGACAUCUACGAGCCCGAAACGCAACAGUUCCCUCUCGCAUUCAUCGUUUUGUCAUCUUGUAUUGGUACCAGUAUUGGUGGUGUGAUUGGAGGACCAAUUGCGCGAUUCCUUGACUGGCAAUGGUUCUUCUGGAUUCAACUCAUCUUCGGAGGAGUCACCCAAAUCAUCAUCUUCUUCAUGCCUGAGAGUCGUUCGACUAUUAUCAUGGACAGAGAAGCCAAGCGCCGCCGCAAGACCGGAGAAGACCCGAAUAUCUACGGACCCAACGAGAUGAAGAGCCCCCGUGUCUCCCUCAAGGAAGCUGGCAGGAUCUGGGCGCGUCCAUUCUACAUGCUUCUGCGCGAGCCCAUCGUCCUCUGUCUAUCUCUUCUGUCCGGUUUCUCCGACGCUCUGAUCUUCACCUUCCUCGAGAGCUUCGCCAUCGUUUACGAGCAGGGAUGGGGUUUCGGUACCCUCGCACAAGCGUGGGCAGUUAUUCCCAUCAACGCGGCCUACUUCAUCGCCUACUUCAGUUACUUCCCGUGGUUCAUGCGUGAUCAAAAGCUUCGACUCAGACAUGGUGACGCCGCCAUCCCACCCGAGCGCCGUCUCAAGUGGCUGCUCUUCCUUGCACCACUCGAACCUAUCGGUCUAUUCGGUUUCGCAUGGACAUCCUUCGGCGACUCGAAAAACGUUCACUGGAUCGGAUCCAUGAUUUUCUCCGGCUGUGUCGGUAUCGCCAACUUUGCCAUCUACCUAUCCUCUGUUGAUUACAUGGUCGCUUCCUAUGGUGUCUACUCCGCUUCUGCGACGGGUGGUAACGCUUUCGCGCGUGAUCUUCUCGCUGGUAUCUCGGCCAUGUACGCGACGCCUAUGUACACAAAUAUCGGCAACAAGUGGCAUGUUGAAUAUGCAACGACGAUUCUGGCUUGUCUUUCCUGUCUGGUUGUGACUCCCAUCUACGUUUUCUACUGGAAGGGACCGCAGCUUCGCGCGAAGAGUAAGUUCGCCUCUACGCUUGCUGCCGACAGAGAGCAAAACAAUGGCCGGCGCGUCAGCAGGAUCAGCACGGAGCCUGGCUAUUGA
Molecule: messenger RNA, 1590 nt
Organism: Penicillium crustosum
Lineage: Eukaryota; Fungi; Ascomycota; Eurotiomycetes; Eurotiales; Aspergillaceae
Exons: 4
Coding region: 1-1590 (529 amino acids)
Biological process (GO): transmembrane transport
Molecular function (GO): transmembrane transporter activity
Source: RefSeq, a predicted model, not a curated record